UUCACUGAUCGCCAUGUUCAUUUCGUAACUUUCGACACAUUGUAGUAGUCACAUUAGUGACUAGACAAUGUACUCCAUUGUUAUAUUCCUUCUUGGAUGUUUAGUUACAUUUCAUCCAGUACUACUAGUAACGUCAGAGUUUGUGUACAAGUGCACUUGCAAGGAGUCUUGUAGUGAAACUGAAAUAAACUCAACAAUCACAUGUGGACAAUAUGUUUGGUGUUGUAACAAAACGCUAGAAGGGUCAACAGAUGGCGGUAAAGAAGGGUCAAAUGAUGGCGGUAAAAGCAAUGAAACAGUUAGACAAGAUGAAAACAAAGACAAUCAUUCUGAUUUGUCAAAUGAAGAUGGUAUUGAUCUUUCUAACGAUACAAGUAGGAAAGAACAGGGAGAUUCAGACAUUGACAGUCAAAGGGAUCGAAACAAUAACAAUAGUGUAGAUCAUGACAAAACAAUUCAUCGUCACAAAACGGUAGGGAAUUUUGAGAGACCUGUCGCAAGUAAAGGUUCAGUCUUUAGAAAUGAGAUUCAAUAUAUUAUAUAUCCUACACAGAAUUAUCCGAAAGAGAAACGAUUGGUUGGCUAUUCAGAUAAGCUGUAUAGUGGGGCAAAACCAUUCCGAUUGUUUGUUGACAGACAUAAACAUCAUUCUCAUGAUUCUAAACAAUGGUUUCGAAAAGACCAUUUUAAACAUAAAUCAGUCGGUUCAAAUCAAAAUUCAUUAAAAAACGAAGACAGGUAUCGACUAUCUCAGCGUGAUCAGGAAAUAUUCCUUGGAGACAUGCAUCAUCCGAUUGUGACUGGAGAAUAUCGAGAUGCACUAGCCUGGAAUUUAAUGCGAAGUGAAAUAAGAAGAUCUCGCGAGCCUUCAUACAGACACCCUUUCGAAAACGGAUAUGGUGUUACGUUGGAUUCUAGAAACGAAAAUAUAAACUUUUACUUUGGUAAUGAAAAUAGAAAAAGAUCAAAAGAUAUAUCACUGAUUGAUUUCUUAGAUCAUCAGAUAACACUGCCACCUCAAAUACAUGUUCCGACUACAAAGGUCGACAACAAGGACAUGUUCAGCAACAGAGAUAAUCAUAUUCCACUAUUUAUACACAAAAAAAGUAUAUGGACUGACUUUUUCAGAGAUCUAAAACUGAAACGGAAACGGGAAAAAGAAAUUAAAGAACGUUACAGACAGUCAUCUCUGCGUGAACUGUUUCCCCUACAACAGUCAUCAUCUGUCAGUAUGGAUAAUAACAUGUUUCCAUUUAACCAAGUUCGAUCCAUGAAUCCGUGGAUGAAAUCUAAAAUAAUUCCGAAAUUUCAAAGACAAUACAUUCAUUCUCCACGUGAAUUUGGUAUGAAACUAUGACAUUUCGCAUAAUGGAACAAGGAAAAAAUUUCGCGGAAGAGUUUUGCAAUUACAAAAUACUGCUCUUCCUGAUAAUUCGGUUCCCGCUUUCAACAGAUAUAUGGUGCAAACCAAAUUUAUAUGAGGUGGCAAAAAUUACCAAACGCUAGAUUAACAAACAUUUUGGUGUAUAUAUUUUUGACCGAAACCGACGUCCAGUCUCUAUUCGACGUCCGUUCCUCAUUUCGACGUCCAAUAUAAGGCCACAUUCUCAAACCUCUGAUCGACGUCCAAUGUGAUGUCAUGUAUUACCAGAACAAUGUUCAAUAGGUUGGAGUCUCGUAAAAUUCCUUUUGACAAAACAAUGCUGUUAAUUGCUACUUUGGAGAUGAGUUCCUUACUUCUAUGCGAAGAGAAAAUUUGGUACAUAUCGCAAAACAAACAAGUGUUUUUUGCAGUGCUUAUACUGAUUUUGUGUCAUGGAUGGAUACCCCAUAUCCUUUCUUUUCUAUAAAGGACAACAACGGGCAUACAAACGAAAGUCAAUUAUUUAUACGUGGCUGUACAGUUCAUUCUUGAUCUUAGGCAUAAAAUUGAUUUGUCUUGAA
Molecule: messenger RNA, 1944 nt
Organism: Mytilus californianus (California mussel)
Lineage: Eukaryota; Metazoa; Mollusca; Bivalvia; Mytilida; Mytilidae
Exons: 2
Coding region: 68-1357 (429 amino acids)
Source: RefSeq, a predicted model, not a curated record